CCACGAGAUAGAGAGAGAAACCAAAGGUGCAUGGCCUCAACAACAGCAGGUGUCGGUGGUGACGGUGCUGUGGACGGCAGUGGCCAGAAACAUGAGCAGAAGCCUGUGGGUGCGGUGGAGGAGGUGGUUGUGUCCGAGGAAGCCGGCAAGGGCGGGAAGGUCAAGAGGGAUCCGUUCAGGAAUGUGGAGGCGGUGCAAAAGGCCUGGAUCCUGGAGCAGUUUGUGCUGGAGGAUGACGAGCGUGUGUGGCUGGUCCUGCGCCCGACGCUCAGCUGGUAUUACUACGCGCUGGCGGUGGUAUGGUACCUGGUCGGUGUGAGUGCCAUUGCGCUGAUUGCUCUUUUUAUCCUUGCCUUUCCUACCGUCCUGCCGUUUGGCCUCGCGGCGUACGCCGACCGGCGGACGAUCUUUGGCGCUGCGGCGCUGCUCAUUGUGCGGCUGACAUCGUCACGUGUGAGCAAGCACCUGCAGGCCGCACAUAUGGUCUACGUCUUUACCAACAUUCGCAUGGGCUUUGUCUACUGGCGCGAUGGCCCGCCGGACUCGUUUGCCACUGUCCGCUACGACUCCAUCUCGGGCCUGCGCGCCUCGUUUGAUGCCGCCCGCUUCGGCUCGGUCACCAUCAACGAGGUUGUCUGUCUCAAGACCGCGGCUGAAAUGACCAAGCUCGCCGCCGCUGCCGGCUCGCCGCCGCGCACCGAAGCCGACGCCGAGUACGGCAUGUACGGCGUCGUCAAGCACACCAUCGCCAACAUCCCCGAGGCUGACGACAUGGCCCGUGUCCUCCGGCGGCUAGUCCACGAGCAGAAGGAGCCGCGUAACAAACUCGAGUGA
Molecule: messenger RNA, 834 nt
Organism: Thecamonas trahens ATCC 50062
Lineage: Eukaryota; Apusomonadida; Apusomonadidae
Exons: 2
Coding region: 31-834 (267 amino acids)
Source: RefSeq, a predicted model, not a curated record